Trichobilharzia regenti is the source of this 926-nucleotide messenger RNA. Lineage: Eukaryota; Metazoa; Platyhelminthes; Trematoda; Strigeidida; Schistosomatidae. The record is from the annotation of a GenBank genome assembly.
CCGAGCUUUCUGUCGGAAGGUAAGUUUUUCAAAGCAUACUUUACAUUUUAUUCGUAGACAAGAAAUCCCAUUGUAAAGAACUACUUAUGCCGUCUAGUGCAGUGUAAAAGGAGAUCAGAGUAAUGCCUCUAUUGUUCUCAUUUUGCAGAUUUAAUUUCUACUUCAGAGUUAUUAGCAGAUUGGACGCUAAUGUCAGUCAAUACCUACAACGUCGUUGGAUGCAUCGACGAGAAUUGUGGGCGGCCUGUUUCAGAGAUAACGUGCUGACUUUUGGGAACGAUACAAAUAAUCGUGUCGAGAGUUCCCACAAGCAGAUGAAACGGUUUUUGCAAAGAUCUGAUAGUCUGCAUAAAAGUAUGCUAAAGGUGUAUAAAUGGCAUAAACGAAGUUUUUCAAUAAGACAGCAGGAGGCGAAUAUUGCUCAAUCACGAUGCUUCACGUAUCCCUGUUCACAAAGUUUAAUCCCAAUUAUACGGUUGCUUACACCAUACGCCGCGAGGAAGGUAAUACGUGAAUACCAAUUGCGACGAUGGGCUACUGUUGAGUUCGAAUCCGUUGAUUAUGUAUUUUUCAAAGAAAAUGGGAAAACAGUGCAGGUUGAUCUGAGUACUUGCACCUGCACGUGCUUUACAUUUCAGACCUGUCGGUACCCCUGCCGACACUUGCUUUUGGUCCACUUAAGAAAGCCGUAUUUCACAGUUAACCAUGUGAUGCAUAAUUGCAAACAAUGGACGUGGUCACGCAACUUGUUCGCAUCUCAAAGUACGUCAGCAGUUAUCCCUCGAAAUCGAAGUAACAUAUACGAUACCAAAAAGAAGAUUAUCAAUGCGGGUAUGGACAGAAUUAAUGACAAAUUUGGAGAAGUGUUUGCCAAUGCUUAUGCAGACAGAGUAAUCGCAGGAAUCAAUCGUGUUCUUAAUAUGUAA